GGUUCAUUCUGGAACGAUGCCAAAUUUGGGUUAGGGAUGUAUUGUUUAGUGGAGACCAAUUAUGAAUUUAGCCAGCUACACUACUCUUUUAACUUAUAAUGUAAAUGGAAUGAGGAAUUUCGAGAAACGCAAAUCCAUUUUUGAUUACAUUAGGAAUAUUGGAUCAAACAUAACAUUCAUUCAAGAAACACAUUGCGGAAGUGAAGACGAUGCAAAAAAAUGGACAAAAGAAUGGGGAGAAUUAAUAUCAACCAAUAUAAGAUGCAAUAGAGACAUUAUCGGAUUCAAGAAUUGCACGAAUCAAAGAGAUGUAUAUAAUGGGUUUGCAGACGACAUAACACUCAUGCUUGAGUCAAUGGCGUCUGUAGAUUCAGUAUUAAAAUUAAUGGAGUUGUUGGAAAGUGGUACAGGUCAAAAAAUUAAUAGGGAUAAAUGUACGAUAUUAUUAUGUGGAUCCUCUCGAAGCUGGCAAAUAAAUAAUACCUAUAAGGAUAUUGCUUUAAAAAGGGAAGAGAUAAAAUUAUUAGGAAUAUAUAUAGGAAACUCCCAAAAGUCUAGAGACAAAAACUGGUCUAAUAUUCUUGCAAAUGUUCAAAAAAUUGUAAACCUAUGGAAGGGACGAAAUCUGACCAUUGUAGGAAGAGUUGUUGUUGCAAAAUCUUUGAUGCUGUCUAAAUUAUGGUAUAUGGCUAGUUUUGAGUUUAUGCCGGAAAAAUAUAUUCAAAAAAUGGAAACGAUAAUCUGGAAAUUUAUUUGGAAUGAUAAAGCACAAAUGAUUAAUAGAAAUAUCAGCUGUAGCGAAUUUUUCGAAGGAGGGGUGAAAAUGAUGAACAUUAGGAAUCAAAUUAAAGCUUUACAGGUAAAAUGGGUGUUAAAAUUGCUUGAAGGUUGUAAUAAUCCAUGGUCUCAGAGAGCAAAGUAUUUUGUAAAUAACUAUUUUGAUGUAUUAUCGAAAGGUAACUUAGAAUGCUUGUAUUUGAACUUUAAAUUGGAAACCAAUAUACAUAUACCGAAAUUUUAUACUAGUAUAAUCAACUCAUUCAAACAAAUUGGCUUAAAAUGGAAUCAACCACAAAAUAUAGCAGAAAUAUCACAGGAAAUAAUUUGGCACAAUCCUCUAAUAUUAGAUAGAAAUAAUAUUGAAAUAACUGCUAAAUCAAAUUGGGUUCAGGCAAAAAUAAUUACUGUUAGUGAUAUCUUUGGCAAAACAAUAUAUGAUAUUUCCAAAAGAGUGUACCCCCAGCUAGAAAACUCUGCAAUAAGUACUUUAAGAAAAAACUGCUUGAUAAAUAAGUGCGAAAAUGAAUUACGGCAAAUAUGGGAAGCACUUCCAAUAGAAUGGAGAGAGAUUUUAUCAAGGAAUAGGGAAUUUGGUCAAACAAGAAUAUUAAUUGAUAGGUACAAUGGGUCGAAAGACUUGACCACUAAUCAAAUUUAUAGGAUUUUACAAAGUAAGAAAAAUGAUACAUUUUUGAAAAACCAUAAGGAAUACAUAUUUAAUAAAUUUCACCUAACUAAGGCAAUUAAUUGGAAUAAAAUAUGGAAAAUAAAUAUUGGAAACAAGUAUAAAGAGUUAUGUUGGAAGUUAAUUCAUAAUGGGUUGCCCACUGGAGACAAAAUAAAACACUGGUUCAUUGAUGAACCAGGAAUGUGUGUCUUAUGUGAAAAUAAUGUUGAAGAAACUGUGUGUCAUUUAUUUUUAGAAUGUGACUGGUCUAGUGAUUUUUGGCAAUGGUGUUGCAUAGAUAUUAAUCAAAAUACUAUUAUAGCAAACGAAUCGGAAUGCAAAUCAAAAUUAAUCACAAUAUUAUGCGGAAAAUCAACAAUUUGGGAAUAUCGAAAUUCAGUAAAAUAUGAUGAAAUAGAUAAAAUGAAAAGUAGUAUGCGUUCAAUUUUCAAGUGUAAACUGGUAGGGAUUUUAAAUUUACUAAAAGCAAGCGAAAGAAAUGAAUUAUUGUUAUAUGAGCACAUGGAUGAUCUUUUACAUAGGUCAAUCAUGAUGUAAGUUUAUAUGCAACACCAUACUCUGAAAAUUAUUGAAAGUAUGUUAUCUGUACAUCAUUUUCAUAAGAGGAAGAUGUAUCGACUAUGAAACAUAGAUGGCGAAUGGGAAAAACCCAAUAUGAAAGCGUGGAUUUUUCCAUAUUCUCUGUCUAAUUUUUGUAUUCUUGUAUUUUUCAUGCUAACUAAAAAAUUAAAAUAAAAACUGAUUACCUGUAAAUUAAAAUUAUAUUCAACUAACUGCUGAG
Messenger RNA from Styela clava, 2249 nucleotides. The record is from RefSeq and is a predicted model, not a curated record. Lineage: Eukaryota; Metazoa; Chordata; Ascidiacea; Stolidobranchia; Styelidae.